This is a messenger RNA of Eutrema salsugineum, 2714 nucleotides long. Its product is annotated as U-box domain-containing protein 3. Gene Ontology annotation, biological process: protein ubiquitination. The record is from RefSeq and is a predicted model, not a curated record. Gene Ontology annotation, molecular function: protein binding; ubiquitin-protein transferase activity. Bases 170 to 2455 code for a protein of 761 amino acids. Lineage: Eukaryota; Viridiplantae; Streptophyta; Magnoliopsida; Brassicales; Brassicaceae. The transcript has 5 exons. Gene Ontology annotation, cellular component: nucleus; cytoplasm.
CUCUCUCCUCUCUUUGUGUAAGCAAAGAACCGAUCUUUGGAUAAUUUGGGAAACUCUUCCUUUACUUCCCUGCAAGCUCGAAUGAUUGCCUUGUUCUCCUGAAAGCUCGAACUCGCUUUCUUCCACAGUUCCACCUCCAGAAUCAGUUGAAUCUUGGCUUGAUAGUUGAAUGGAUCCUGUGCCUGUCCGAUGUCUUCUUAACAGCAUAUCUCGGUAUCUUCAUCUGGUCGCUUGCCAGACCAGAAGAUUUAGUCCCAUCCAAACAUGUAUUGGAAAUGUGGUUCACUUGUUGAAGCUCUUGAAACCCUUUCUGGAUGAAGUUGUUGAUUGCAAAAUACCUUCUGAUGACUGCUUAAAUAGAGUGUGUGAAGACCUUGAUUCCGUUGUUAACCAGGCUCGGGAGUUCUUAGAGGACUGGUCCCCAAAGUUGAGCAAGCUGUUUGGUGUGUAUCAGUGCGAGGUUUUGUUGGAAAAGGUCCAGACUUGUUCGCUGGAGAUUGGUCGCAUACUUGUUCAGUUAUCACAGUCGUCCAGUCCGGUUACUUCAAGCGUACAAGGUGUUGAGCGCUGUGUGCAGGAGAUUGAGAGCUUUAAGCAAGGGAACAGAUUGACUGAUCACAUGGAGAAUGCAUUAAGGAAUCGGAAAGACGAUAUUGUUCCUUUGGAUAAUCUACAUCUGGAUAACAUUAUUCAAAUGAUGGGAUUGAUAUCAAACCAGGAUCUCUUGAAGGAAAGCAUUGCUGUGGAGAAGGAGAGGAUAAGAUCCCAGGCCAGCAAGUCGAAAGAAAAAAUGGAACAAAUCGACCAACUGAUAGAUCUUGUCUCGUGCAUCCGUGAACACAUGCUUAAAACCGAGUUUCUUGAAGUAGCUAAAGGCAUCUCUGUACCACCGUAUUUCCGAUGUCCUUUGUCAACGGAACUCAUGCUGGAUCCGGUAAUAGUAGCUUCAGGACAGACAUUUGACAGAACUUCCAUUAAGAAAUGGCUUGAUAACGGGUUAGGUGUUUGUCCCAGGACACGGCAGGUGCUUACUCAUCAAGAACUCAUUCCCAAUUACACGGUGAAGGCUAUGAUUGCGAGUUGGUUGGAGGCAAACAGUAUCAACCUUGCUCCUAGUUCUGGUCAUCUUUAUGACGGUGGCGAUGCUUCAUCCAUGGCUAACAACAUGGGUUCUCAUGACUUUAACCGCACCGAGAGUUUUCGUUUUUCUUUACGGAGCAGCAGUUUUACCUCAAGAUCAUCUCUUGAAACUGGAAAUGGGUUUGAGAAACUAAAGAUCAACGUGUCUGCAAGUUUAUGCGGGGAGUCUCAAAGCAAGGAUCUUGAGAUUUUCGAGCUUUCUUCUCUGGGGCAGUCUUAUACUCACAGCAGAAGUGAAUCCGUUUGCAGUGUUGUCUCGUCUGUUGAUUAUGUUCCUUCGGUGACAAAUGAGACGGAAAGUAUUCCAGGGAACCACCAAAGCUACAAUGAGAUGUCUCCCAAGAAAAACUCAGAAAGUUUAACCAACGUUAAUCAUGAGUAUAGUGCAGUGAAUACGCAAGAGUGUUCUGUACAGAAUUUGGAUGAUUCAGGAACCAUGACGGCUUCACAUACCAUGAAAUUGGUAGAAGAUCUGAAAAGUGGAUCUACCAAAGCAAAGACUGCUGCUGCAGCUGAAAUACGUCGUCUCACCAUUAACAACAUUGAAAAUCGUGUUCACAUAGGGCGUUGCGGUGCUAUCACUCCACUGCUUUCACUUUUAUACUCUGAAGAAAAUCUAACCCAAGAACACGCAGUCACGGCUUUUCUGAAUCUUUCGAUUAGUGAACUAAACAAAGCAAUAAUUGCAGAAGCUGGGGCAAUAGAACCGCUUGUUCAUGUUUUGAACACAGGAAAUGACAGAGCCAAAGAGAAUUCAGCGGCAACAUUGUUCAGUCUGUCUGUUCUGCAGGUCAACAGGGAACGAAUAGGCCAGUCUAACGCAGCGAUACAGGCUCUGGUGAAUCUUCUUGGUAAGGGGACAUUUAGAGGAAAGAAAGACGCCGCCUCUGCUUUGUUCAAUCUCUCCAUAACUCAUGAGAACAAGGCUCGUAUCGUGCAAGCUAAGGCUGUUAAGUACCUUGUGGAGCUGUUAGACCCAGGUUUUGAGAUGGUUGAUAAAGCAGUUGCUCUUCUUGCAAAUCUUUCUGGUGUUGGAGAAGGGCGUCAAGCAAUUGUGAGGGAAGGUGGGAUCCCGUUGCUUGUUGAGACCGUUGACUCAGGAUCUCAGAGAGGGAAAGAGAAUGCAGCUUCUGUGCUACUUCAGUUGUGUCUGAACAGUCCCAAAUUUUGCACUUUGGUCUUGCAAGAAGGUGCCAUACCUCCUCUUGUUGCCUUGUCUCAGUCUGGCACACAGAGAGCAAAAGAGAAGGCACAACAACUUCUCAGCCACUUUCGAAACCAGCGAGAUGUAAGGAUGAAGAAAGGUAGAUCAUGAAUCCUGAAGAAAUAGAACUGCAUUUUACCAUUUGGACAUUCCCCUGAGGAGAUUUAUUUUGUUAAGCUAGUAGAUAUAUUUUUCUUUGUCUUUCUUUUUGCCAGGACUUCUAGCUGGAGAAUAGUGUCUUCUCUUCUCUCUCUUUUUGUGUUUUUGGUUCUUGUUAGGUAAUGAGUGUGUUAAUGCUGUUGUGUAGUAGGUUUAUAUAUGUGCAACUUGUGAGUUUCUCGAGUAUAUAUAGGCAAUGAAAUUUUUACUU